Messenger RNA from Lytechinus pictus (painted urchin), 5366 nucleotides. RefSeq names its product latrophilin-like protein LAT-2. NCBI's taxonomy places the organism in Eukaryota, Metazoa, Echinodermata, Echinoidea, Temnopleuroida, Toxopneustidae. Gene Ontology annotation, cellular component: plasma membrane. The record is from RefSeq and is a predicted model, not a curated record. Gene Ontology annotation, biological process: adenylate cyclase-activating G protein-coupled receptor signaling pathway; cell surface receptor signaling pathway. Bases 75 to 3062 code for a protein of 995 amino acids. Gene Ontology annotation, molecular function: G protein-coupled receptor activity; carbohydrate binding. The transcript has 26 exons.
UAGCUACAAUUUGUGAUGGAGCGACUCUUAAUGAGACUUGUGUAUACAACCCUUGUCAGAAUGGAGGAACAUGCAUGAAUGUUCUAAGACCAGUUGGCGGGAAAAGCCUACGAUAUAACGAUGUGUACUAUUUAUACGUCUCUGACACAAUGAUGACAUGGUCUGAAGCGAACGAAUAUUGCCAUCAUGAAGGAGGAGGUCUCGUUGGCUUUGAGGACAAGGAAGAGGAAAAAUUUGGGGAUAACUAUGCUGCAAAACAAUUCAUCGAACAAGAUACAACCUACUGGGUGAGCGCCCGUUACCACGGGACCAGCUCGCAGUGGAAAUGGUAUCUAUCGAACGAAACUUUUGACAUCACCCUAGAAGAUAGUGAAGAUGGUGAUUGCAUGACCUAUACCAAACGCAUUUUCAUCAGUGUACCAGAAAGAGAAUCAUGUAACUCCACCCACAACUUCGUAUGUGAGGAUUACAAUGCCUUGAUAUCCCAAUGCCGGUGUCCACCGGGGUACUCUGGCCCUUUCUGCGAGAACCAAGACGAACCUGGAACAUCCAGCAGCAAAUCAGUGAAAAUUUGCGAGGGAGAAAGCGAUCUGCUGACCUGUGCGCUGGAACAGAAGGUGAUUCGCGUGGAGUACGCCGCCUACGGUGUAUAUGACAACACAACGUGCAAUAACGGCCAUACCUUUCUCUCACCUGGUCAGAAGUGCGUAUCAGAGAACUCUGUGCAGAAAACAGUUGAUGUUUGCCAGGGACAAUCCUUCUGCGAUAUUUCAAUAGGUAAUGAGUUCUUCCAGAAUAACCCAUGCAUCCCGAAGAAGCAUUUGGACUUACGUUACCAAUGUGUUGCAAAUGACCCGGUCGUUUACAAUGCCCCCUACCCUCCUGCCCGACUUGAACCUCCAACCAUGUACUGCAAGACGAGGGUUUAUGGUAACACAACCUACGAGGUCACUGCAGAAAACACCACAGUCUACAAACGAUGCCCUGAAGGAUAUAGAGGACAAGUGAGCUUCUCGUGUUUAUUGGGUGGCAUGUGGCACGACCAUGGCCCCGAUGAUUCUGGAUGUAUCAAGAUCAGAGCAGUCGAUAAUCUGAAUGACGAGAUUAUGUCGGGGGAGAAGGAGGCGGCGGAAAUCGCGGAGACCAUUGAUGAUCUUGUUAAAGAUGGAGGGGAGACAACAACCCUGGAGGAUACCGAGGUAGUUAAACUCCUAACAGACUUAAAUGAACUCCAGAAGAAACAACUCGAAGACACGAACAAGAACACGAGUGAACGUAUCAGCACUGUCUCUUCAUACGCAGAGAAAACACUGAGUAUCGCAAGCGUUCUGCUCAAUUCAGAUGAUCAGGAUACAGAUGAAACGUCUUCACAAAAAGGCAUUUCAAAGAACAUCACCGAGUUUGUUGAAGAGGUAGCCUUUAUACUCUCUGGGGAACUCGUCGAAGAUACUUCAAAAACAGUAUCCACUGAUACCAUUGAUAUGACGUGUGGGAGUCUACCGGGUGGUCGGCGGGAACCUCUGUCCUACCCUGCCGAUGGGAUCUUUGAUCGGGAGAGUAUGACGAAUGUACAAGCUAGAGCCACUCUACCGCCCUCUACGUUCGAUGAUGAUCCCAGCAAAAAGAAUACAAUUGCUAUAGUUGAAUACAAGAAGAUCAAUAACAUUGGAAGUAGGACUAUUCAACCAAUGGAUAAUCCAGAUGAAUUGGUCAACCAAUCGGUAGUGAAUUCUCUUCUGCUUGGGGUCUCGGCGAUGAAAGGAAAUACCCCAGUUAAAUCAUUUCAAAACGGUCAGACAUUCAGCUACAUCAUGAAACAUAAAAAUCCCAACGUAACAGGAAACGUGUCCUGUGUAUUUGUCGACGAUACAAACAAAUUAUCUACGGAAGGCUGUAGGCUUGUCAAUACUAAUCGAACGCAUACUGAAUGUACUUGCAACCAUCUUACCAACUUUGCUAUCCUUCUUGAUGUCACAGGUGUCUACGAAGAUAUAUCUGUUGCCCAUACAACAGCUCUGGAGCUAUUGACUAUCAUUGGCUGUUCAGUGUCUAUUGGUUGUCUUGCUAUAUGCAUCUUUGCAUUUAGCUUCUUCAAGUCACUGUGGAAUACUCGUACAACAAUCCACCGUAAUCUAUGCAUCUCACUCCUAACCGCUCAGCUUCUCUUCUUAGUGGGUGUGGAGAGGACAGAACACGAUAUCGUAUGUACCGUGAUUGCAGCUAUACUACACUACACAUUUCUGUGUUCCUUUGCCUGGAUGGCAUUGGAAGGUAUUCAACUAUACAUCAUGCUGGUACACGUGUUUUCAACCAGUGGCAAGGUGUUACCAUACUACCUGGCAGGCUAUGGGUUGCCUGCUAUUGUUGUAGCCGUUGCUGGUGGUAUAAGUAAAGGUGAAGGUUACGGUCAAGAAGCAUACUGCUGGUUGUCUACUGAUCGUGGAUUCAUCUGGAGUUUUGCUGGCCCCGUUGCCCUUAUUAUCCUGGUGAAUGUUGUGUUUUUGGUUGUGUCGAUCCGCAUUGCCUACUCAGGGAGAGCAGCAGUCAGCAAAGAUGCAACUAACUCACAGAAUAUCAAGGUUUGGAUCAAAGGUGCAGUGACCUUGACCUUUCUCCUGGGUAGUACCUGGGGUAUAGGAUUCUUCUUUCUAAGCGGAUCAUCCAUACCCCUGGCGUAUGCAUUCACCAUUCUCAACUCUCUGCAGGGAAUGUUCAUAUUCAUAUACCACUGUCUUGGUAAUGAACGAAUCAAGAAAGAGAUGGCCAAGUUUCUCCUUCGUCAGCCAUGUCUGCCGGCAUGUCUCCGGGUGAGACUGGAGGCUGUGGCCCGUGUUGGCAGCAGUGUUUACAGCACAACUCAAAGUUCCACAGCACCUCCCGUUAACAAGAAACCAGACACUGUUGCUCUGACGGAUAAGAAGAAAGAUGUGAUCCACCCCGUGGUCUAUGUACAGGAUGUUGAUGAGGACGAUGGGAAGCCCAGAUCAUGGCUCUAUAACCGUACUGGAGCUGAUGAUACCAAAGUGAUUCCUUCGGACCAUCCGGAACCGGAUUACUACUGAGACCCUGACUAUUAUUUGAUAUCAGGUUCGGAAAUUUAUCUUCUGUAUAAAAAUCGAGGCUCUCAGGACCAUUAAUCCAGACAAGGAAAUGAAGGACAUGAGGUUUAAUCCGUUCCUUGAACGAAAUAUUGAUGAAGAUGGGAGUAAGUAAAGGUCAUGGGGCUACCAAGAAUAUUUUCUUUUGAUCUACCCAGAUACUGUCUACUUUUUAUCUUAAAGCUUUAAUUCCUUAAUGGCCAUUCUUGGAACUGAAAGAUCACGUCUUGUACUGACUCUAUCGGAAUUUAAUUUAAUUAAUUUAAAUCUGUAAACGCUGUAAUACGCGUUUCUGACUGGGUAAAACUGAAGAUGUGUCCGAUUUUCUGGAUUUGCUUUUCAAAAAAUGUUGUGACAUGAGGCUUUGGACAAGGACUGAUUUUGGUCAGUUUGUCAGUGACUCCGGUGUCUCGGGACCUCAAACACAAGGCAAUGAAUUUCAAGCACAGUACGAUUUAUUCUUUGAAAAAUACCACCAUCACUAACAAUACCAGCAACAAAUAUAUAAAAAAUAUAUACACCACCCAGGCUCAUCACUGCAACUGGCAUAACUUAGAGUAUGAUUGAAAAAUAACUUUGAAGGUGGACUAACUAAUGAAUUAUUUUGAAUGGUAAGAGAGACAGAUCCACAAAAGCAUCAAAUUCAUCAGCGAAAAAUGGAACCAACAGAAGUUAUCAGAAUAUGUUUUUAUGUGAUAUCACUAUUAAAUUAUAUCUGACCUACAUAUUGUGAAAUGUUUGGCGAAUAAUUAUGCAUCAUUUGCCACUUUGUAAAAAAUAUUUAUUGGCUGCCAUGUUCAAUGAAAGAACUAUGUCUGUAUAUAUUCUUGCAUAAAUAAAUCUUUUUCUCUUGAACAAUUAACUAAUUCAAUAAUACUAUGUAUUUCAACAUUUGAUUGUAUCAAAAUCACUACUUUUCCAGAAAUAUCUGUCUGAUUAAUAAUGACUAAAAUAUUGAGUUGCAGCUAUAUAGCCGGCAAUCAUGGCAAUUAUUUUAGUUUAUAUAGAGAUAAGCACAUUUUGUAUAGGGUGUAUUCAGAAUUGGUAUCUGUAAGUGUUUGUCUAAUUUUUGUGAUAUUUGGUGGUCGAAUUGUACAGCAACACAUGAGAUGUCUUCGUUUUCAAAGAUGCAAUAUGAAUACGAUGUAUUUUUAUAUUGCACAUUGUAAUAAAAACUAUCACAUACAGUGAACUAUUUUUCUGUGGUAACUUGAAUGUCAUUUACAACCGUAUUUGGCAUUUCAAUUAUUGUAUAUCAGCAAUAAUUUAGUUAAGUUGAGAAAUAAAUGUUUGGUAUAAAAUGAAGACUUUCUGUAUCCAUAGAACAAACAUGCAAGGGAAUAGAACUCUCGACUUUUUUUUAAUCAAUCAUUUUUAAUCACUUUGGUGACAUUUCGUGUGUUUAUAUGUCACUUAGGCCACCGCUUAGUGCUUUGUUUGUAAAAAAAGUAGAAUAUUUACACUAACUUUGAAAGAGAGAGAUGAUAAGACAAUAUAACUGUAAAUAUAUUUUAAUAGUGUAUAUCUUUAUUUAUUGUACAUUUUUUGAUCAACCACAGUUCGUAUGAAGAACCUUUGAGGGUUACUUGUAGAAAAAAGAGCGGUUCUAAAGAUUUAUUUAUAACAUUUUUCUGUUUCUUUGAAGAAACUUAAAGGUUCCAAAUGCAGGAUAAAGAAAGGUUCUAAAAUUUUGAAGAGUCUGCUGCUGUAAAUAAAUGACUAGUUUGAAAAAAAAAAUCAUAAAAAUAUUGAUUAAAUGUGAGUGAAUGACAAAGAUAUGCAAUAAAAGAACAUAUUUUUAAAUGUUCAUGGUUUUUAGGCCAAGCAAGUGAAAAUGAAAUUCAUGAGAUAAUGAAAGAUGAACCGGAAUAUAAUGUUAACUGACUGCAGCAGUCAGUUAACAUUAUUGAGAUAUAAUUUUGUGGAAUCUAUUUUUACCAAUAAGGAUGUUGUUAAUUUCUAUUCAGAUGGUCUUUCAAAAUUAAUCAGUUUUGCUGUAAUGAAAAUUAAUCAUUAGAUUAAUACUUUUUAGUGAGGGAUUGCUUUACAACUGAGAUAAAUAUUUUUCUGUUCAAGAUCUACUAAUUUACUUCCUUUUAAUGUUGUGUUGAAAUGAAAACGAAUUAAUGUUUCUGAAAGACAUCAUUUUGAUGAUUUCUUGUACGCUUUGCACUACAUGUAUUUCAAAAGUCCUACUGGCAUGAAGGGUUUUCCUUGUUUAUUGAUUCGAUGUAUAGUAAUAAAUAAAUUUAUUUCUUGCCUAUCUUC